AUGGGUGGAAAUUCCCCCUGUGCUUCAUGCAAGCUGCUUCGACGCCGAUGUGCCAAGGAAUGCAUUUUUGCUCCUUAUUUUCCAUCUGAUGAUCCUCACAAAUUUUCCAUUGUUCACAAGAUUUUUGGUGCCAGCAAUGUCAGCAAAAUGUUGCAGGAGCUCCCACUGCAACAAAGAGCGGACGCAGUGAGUAGUCUAGUAUACGAGGCAAAUGCACGAGUUAGGGAUCCAGUUUACGGUUGCGUUGGUGCCAUAUCUUACUUGCAAAACCAGGUUUCUCAGCUUCAAAUGCAGCUGGCUGUGGCUCAAUCAGAAAUACUUUGCUUUCAGAUGCAACAAGAACUAGCUCCAAUUACUACUAGUCCAGUACUAUUGGAGGGAGAUGACAAACCAUCCCUUUUCCUUCAUCAAAAUAAUCUUCCUCAGUUCCUUACCUAUUCCUCUUCUAACAAUGUAAUUUUUGACUCUUUCAAGAAAGAGUCAUUUUUGGGACAAGACAUGAUUUUUAGUUAA
Molecule: messenger RNA, 513 nt
Organism: Fraxinus pennsylvanica
Lineage: Eukaryota; Viridiplantae; Streptophyta; Magnoliopsida; Lamiales; Oleaceae
Source: the annotation of a GenBank genome assembly